GCCUUUUGAGAUCAAGAAGAAGAAUGCAUGUGUGAGUGGGAUUACGUUACGAAUGUUCUGACCAUAGACUGAAAUAAAUUUCCAAAAAAAAAACAAAUCAAUUUUUAAAUAAACCCCCCAACAAAUAAUGUCCGAUCAAGAUCCCGUUGAAUUGAUGCUUCAAAAAACCGGUUGCAUUAAUCUACAUUACAAGGUACAAGAGUGUAUUGCUGAGACAGGUGAUUGGCGCCGGUGCCAAGACAGAGUAAAGGAAUUCAAGGCCUGUAUGCAGGAAUAUGUUGAUAAUCAGAGCCGGAAAUAUGCAAAUGUAAAAUAAAUACAACAAAUUUCAUCCGCAUAAAAAUCCACAUCACAAUGACGAAACUCCUGCGCACCUUUUAUAAUGUCUCCAAACACCUAACAUCCCCACCAACGAAGCUUGCCUUAGUGGUAAGGGGAGAUUUGAAAAUGUCCAAAGGUAAAACAGCAGCCCAAUGCGCCCAUGCAGCAGUAAUAUGUGUACAAGAUUCCCAAGAAAGCAAUAAUGAACGAAAUCGAGAACU
This is a messenger RNA of Musca domestica (house fly), 542 nucleotides long. RefSeq names its product cytochrome c oxidase assembly factor 4 homolog, mitochondrial. The record is from RefSeq and is a predicted model, not a curated record. Gene Ontology annotation, biological process: mitochondrial respiratory chain complex IV assembly. Bases 128 to 316 code for a protein of 62 amino acids. The transcript has a single exon. NCBI's taxonomy places the organism in Eukaryota, Metazoa, Arthropoda, Insecta, Diptera, Muscidae. Gene Ontology annotation, cellular component: mitochondrial intermembrane space.